This is a messenger RNA of Amphimedon queenslandica, 2568 nucleotides long. Its product is annotated as beta-TrCP. Bases 338 to 2245 code for a protein of 635 amino acids. Lineage: Eukaryota; Metazoa; Porifera; Demospongiae; Haplosclerida; Niphatidae. The transcript has 14 exons. Gene Ontology annotation, molecular function: protein dimerization activity. The record is from RefSeq and is a predicted model, not a curated record.
AGCAGCUAUACACAGUACAUCUCAUUGUACUGUACAUAAACAAUCAUAGUAGCACUCUUUUUCACUAUAGCAACAAGCCCCUGGCCUGUAUUAGGACUGGAAAGAGUCCUUGACUGAAGCUGUGAGACCUAAAGCUUCCUUUAGACUAGACUUCGGGUGUACAGGGGCAGCGCUUUGGAGCCCUGUUCUCCAUCUUUCUCUCAACCUCGAGUACCUCCUAUCUUUUUGAAGUUCGGUUUCUAAGUCUAUUCCUCCUCCUCCUCCUCCUCUAAUCAUUUCGUCUACUCAAGCGUACACGCCUCCCAGCCGCUCCUCUCCUCUCUCUUCUCUUGGUAUCAUGCCUGUUAGUGGUUUCAAUACUGUAGUCAUUGGCCAGUCUAGUGUCACUCCUAGCGUACCUUCUCCCUCUUCCUCCUCCAUGACAAGCACCUCGCCUUCAAACUCCUCCACUCCCUCUCCGACUAGUUCGCUACCGCAUAAACAGCCGCAACAGAAUGGACUCCACCCGUCAGACGACAUGGACGUCUGCAACGGCCUCGGGAAACCCUCCAGCACGAGCUCCAGGCAGCUCCUCCAGGACGCAAGCGACUUGAACCUCAUGGAUGAUUUCUCUAAUCACUUAUCGAUAUCGCCCAAGCCGCCUCAGCGUCUCCCGUCCUCCGAAAGAGAAAAGGCCGAGAUGAGCUCUUGCUUGUCUAUGUUUGACGAGUGGACGACUAGCAGACAGAGUGAUUUCGUUGAGCAGAUCAUUGUUAGGAUGUCCUUUCAUCAACAUGAGAGGCUUUAUUCUAUUCUAAUACCAAUGCUACAGAGGGAUUUCAUCACUGCACUACCUGGCAAAGGCUUACAUCAUGUUGCUUACAAGAUAUUAUCUUAUCUUGAUGCACAGUCACUCUGCAGGGCAGAGCUGGUGUGCACUGACUGGUAUCGCGUGAUAGCCGACGGUAUGCUAUGGAAGAAGCUGAUUGAGAGGAAAAUGAAAACCGAUCCAGUUUGGAAAGGACUCUCAGUCAGGAGGGGAUGGGGUUGCUACCUCAAUGCCCAGAACACUCCUCCAAGCGAGGUAUCCAUCCACGACUAUUUUAGAAAACUCUACCCGUGCAUCAUACAAGACAUAAGAAAUAUGGAAGAUAAUUGGCGGAACGGUAGACAGACCUUGACCCGUAUUGAGUGUCACAGUGAGAACAGCAAGGGAGUCUAUUGUCUUCAAUAUGACGACAAACACAUUGUCAGUGGAUUAAGAGAUAACACUAUAAAAGUAUGGAAGAAGGACACUAUGGAGUGUUUAAAAGUACUCACUGGACACACGGGGUCCGUCCUAUGUCUUCAGUAUGACGAGAAGGUCAUUGUAACCGGAUCAAGCGAUUCUACUAUUAGAGUCUGGGACGUUGAAACAGGGAUGAUGCUCAAUACGUUAGUCCAUCACUGCGAGGCCGUUCUUCAUCUUAGAUUCAACAACGAGACAAUGGUCACUUGUUCCAAGGAUCGAACCAUUGCCGUGUGGGACAUGAAAACCCCCUCGGACAUUGUCCUUAGAAGAGUGCUAGUAGGACACAGAGCAGCUGUUAACGUAGUGGACUUUGACGACAGAUAUAUCGUCUCGGCCUCUGGCGACAGAACUAUCAAGGUAUGGCAGACCAAUAAUUGUGAGUUCGUUCGUACUCUACACGGCCACAGGAGAGGCAUAGCAUGCCUGCAGUAUAGAGGAAACCAUGUCGUGAGUGGCUCCUCUGAUAACACCAUUAGGAUAUGGGAUGUGGAGUGUGGCUCUUGUUUAAGACUUCUUGAAGGUCACGAAGAACUUGUACGUUGUAUUAGGUUUGAUGACAAGCGGAUAGUUAGUGGAGCUUACGAUGGGACCAUCAAAGUCUGGGACUUAAAGGCAGCGCUAGACCCCAGGACACCAGCCACCAGCCUGUGUUUGAAGACCCUAUCUGAGCACACUGGUCGUGUAUUCAGACUCCAAUUUGAUGAUUUCCAGAUUGUCAGUAGCUCGCAUGACGACACUAUCCUCAUAUGGGACUUCCUGGACUCUUCCCCUCCAGAUCCCAUGGAAACUGACGAGGGAGAUCUCGGGGACGAGGGAGCAACAGGGAGAGACCCGUCCCAGCCGAUAGUCCGCAGACACUCAAGCGAAGAGCCGGAUUCGCCAACGGCUGAAGAUGGAAACUUUUCGCUCCCAAACGAAGAGAAUGGGUCGCCUAGUUUGAAUGACGGUGAGAACCUCUCACUCAGCGACCAUUAGCGUUAUAAUUGAAGCAGCUUCUCUGUCAAUCUUUAUUAUUAUUAUUUUUUCAUUGCUUCUCUUCACUGUUGGUUAUUCCACUGUGCUUGAGAGAAUCGGGAGAGAAUCCUCCUUCAUGCAAUAUAUAACUAUACUUCAGUGACUUAUUAUUUUUCUUUUUUUUUUCUUCUUGUUACUCUUAUGAUUCAACUAAUAAUACGCAUUACUUACACACGCAUACCAAAGGAUUGUAAUACCUCUCUCUGAUAUUUUCUCUGUUUGUCCCUUUGUUGUAAUUUUUGCAUGUAAAAUAAUAAUAAUACCAAUAACAAAAUUACAAUGUG